AUGACUGGUCGUGGUAAAGGAGGAAAAGGUUUGGGCAAAGGUGGCGCUAAACGUCAUCGUAAAGUGUUGCGUGAUAAUAUCCAAGGUAUUACCAAACCAGCAAUUCGUCGAUUGGCUCGUCGUGGUGGUGUAAAACGUAUUUCUGGUCUGAUUUACGAAGAAACCCGUGGUGUUCUAAAAGUGUUCCUGGAAAAUGUUAUCCGUGAUGCUGUUACUUACACUGAACACGCCAAGCGUAAGACCGUCACCGCCAUGGAUGUAGUUUACGCUUUGAAGAGACAAGGGCGUACUCUUUAUGGUUUCGGAGUGAAAUUAAAAAUGCCGCCCAAGACUAGUGGUAAAGCAGCAAAGAAGGCCGGAAAGGCACAAAAAAAUAUCACCAAGACCGAUAAGAAGAAGAAGCGCAAGAGGAAGGAAAGCUACGCAAUCUACAUUUACAAAGUACUCAAGCAAGUACAUCCCGACACUGGUAUUUCAUCGAAAGCCAUGAGCAUCAUGAACAGUUUUGUAAAUGAUAUCUUCGAAAGGAUUGCCGCUGAAGCUUCGCGUUUAGCUCACUACAAUAAACGCUCAACAAUCACAAGUCGGGAGAUCCAAACUGCCGUGCGAUUGUUGUUGCCUGGUGAACUUGCCAAGCACGCUGUUAGUGAAGGAACUAAGGCAGUUACCAAAUACACAAGCUCGAAAAAAAUGACUGGUCGUGGUAAAGGAGGAAAAGGUUUGGGCAAAGGUGGCGCUAAACGUCAUCGUAAAGUGUUGCGUGAUAAUAUCCAAGGUAUUACCAAACCAGCAAUUCGUCGAUUGGCUCGUCGUGGUGGUGUAAAACGUAUUUCUGGUCUGAUUUACGAAGAAACCCGUGGUGUUCUAAAAGUGUUCCUGGAAAAUGUUAUCCGUGAUGCUGUUACUUACACUGAACACGCCAAGCGUAAGACCGUCACCGCCAUGGAUGUAGUUUACGCUUUGAAGAGACAAGGGCGUACUCUUUAUGGUUUCGGAGGUUAAUUUCCUCUCGUUUAAAAACAAACAAUCGGUCCU
This is a messenger RNA of Episyrphus balteatus (marmalade hoverfly), 1035 nucleotides long. RefSeq lists its product as uncharacterized. Gene Ontology annotation, molecular function: DNA binding; structural constituent of chromatin; protein heterodimerization activity. NCBI's taxonomy places the organism in Eukaryota, Metazoa, Arthropoda, Insecta, Diptera, Syrphidae. Gene Ontology annotation, biological process: nucleosome assembly. Gene Ontology annotation, cellular component: nucleosome. The record is from RefSeq and is a predicted model, not a curated record. The coding region runs from base 1 to 1002 and encodes 333 amino acids. The transcript has 3 exons.